AGGUUUUUGACCGGCUAUGUGAGCCUGCACCUCCAUGUACGGCAACUACGUAGAAGGGGUUAGUAUUCAUAUCAGCCCAAGCCGUAUUAUAUCGAUCGCGAGUGCGAAGGUUGCUAGCGGCUGAAGAGACAUGAAAAUGGUAUUGUGAAUGUAUUGUCCAAAUAACGCGGCCGCGUUCAGCCACCGACGCGAAUGUGACGGUCGCUUCGUACCUCAUACUAGUCAUAGUACAAGUUCUUCACCACACUCUUAGCCAUGGAUAUGAAUGUCGGAGUUCUACCACGAGAUGUCCUUGACACACUCUUGAUGAAAUUGGAUGGGGAUGUGGAGGCCAGUUCUCUACGAUUUCUGCGUCUGCCCCAUCCCCGCACAGGAAUUCCCUCCCUGUUCUUGCCAUACAAGUCUUCAAGCAGACAGACAACUACAAUUCUCGAGGUGCAGGCAAUCGUCCCUCCAAAUGAGCGGUCGUGGAUAAUGUCGGAAGGAACUAUCAUAGGCGAUGGGAAAUUACUUCUCAUGACUCCCGUUGACCCAGCGUUCCUCCUUAUCCCUAUUCUGAGGAGCAUCUACCUGGUGGACGGCAGCUAUGGUACCUUCCGUCCAGCCGAUGAUAUCUUAGAGGACGCAAUGAAGACUUAUUUUGCAAGCCUUGGUGGAACUUGCGCAAUCAAAGGGGACCCGUCCAGCCAGCUCUCCCAGUCUGAUCUAGCGAAUCUCUGCUCGCUGGAUUGUGUGCAUACUGCUAUGAAACGCAUUUGCGAAGUGAAAGAAAUCACUCCAGAAAUCAUUGUAUUUCGCUAUUCGCCUGAGUGUGUACUCGAAUACCUGCGAGGGAAAGUCACAAAACUAUGGAAGCCCGCGAUUCUUGAGAGCUCGAGGACUGUUGUACGGGGUCUGGCCAAGGACGGGCUCAUGGAGGAAGGAAACGAGGCGUUGCUGAAUUCUGGGCACCUUAAAGCUGCUUGUGAUCUUGUAUCACAAUACAUACCGCAAGACCUGCAUGACGAACUGCAGGCAUUUUAUGACUUUGCCGCUCUCAAUGCCCAUUUGGAUGCGAAUCAAAAGGAGCUUUCAGCCCUGGCCGCGUCAAAAAUGAGUAACAUUGAAGCAAGGGAAAGUGGGAAAGCAGUAAAAGCCGACGGCAAAAAGCGCAAAGGUCCAACAAAGGGCUCACAUGGGGUUGAAAAGCUGAAGAAGGUGAAUACGAAGGGAAUGGCCAAACUAUCAAGUUUUUUCCAAAAAACUGCUUAGAGAAUGCGCUGCAACUUUUUCUAGACACUUUGGUUUCUUGUACAAGGAAUAUACCCGAUCGCAGACGAUACGCGUUGGGCGUGUUGCGACUUUUCGAUCUCCG
Molecule: messenger RNA, 1354 nt
Organism: Somion occarium
Lineage: Eukaryota; Fungi; Basidiomycota; Agaricomycetes; Polyporales; Cerrenaceae
Source: the annotation of a GenBank genome assembly